Anopheles marshallii is the source of this 2138-nucleotide messenger RNA. RefSeq names its product PAN2-PAN3 deadenylation complex subunit PAN3 (gene PAN3). Gene Ontology annotation, cellular component: PAN complex; P-body. The coding region runs from base 1 to 2106 and encodes 701 amino acids. Gene Ontology annotation, molecular function: poly(A) binding. Lineage: Eukaryota; Metazoa; Arthropoda; Insecta; Diptera; Culicidae. Gene Ontology annotation, biological process: nuclear-transcribed mRNA poly(A) tail shortening; mRNA processing. The transcript is spliced from 15 exons. The record is from RefSeq and is a predicted model, not a curated record.
AUGGAUCCAAUGUUCUUUCCAUCCUCCAACGGAGUUCCUUCAGAGAGUAAACUGGCAACGUACAUGAGUCGCCAAAAUGGAACGACUGCCGCGUACGGUCUGCCGAUGGGGCUCUCCAAGAUUACACUCGAUUCUCCUAUAUCGCUCAAAAAAACACAGGUGACCCCACAGUCGCCAGAAUUCAUUCCAAACAAUCGACUGAGCACGUCCUCGUCGCCGAAUUUCUACUCGUCCUAUUCGAUACUUAGCAGCAACAAUGGCACCGCCGGCAGCAACGGUUCGGUCGUGGCCACCGCCCAACCGUCCCAGCAAUCGACCGUCGUCCCGACGGUCAUAUCCUCCGUGGUAAAGAGUGCCGUCAGUAACGGUGGCUACGUUGGGCCCGGUAGUGGUGGUGGUGGCGGCGCAGUACCCGGCAAUAUACUGGCCGGUGCACUCAGCAGCGCAUCCGCCUUUGCGGUCACUCCAAUCAAGGGACGAAACCUGCUGCGAAACGAAUCACCGCAAAGUACUAAUACAUCCCCCCGUAUUACGCCCCAACCUUCACCACCGCCAAUUACCACCAACAUUCAUCAAGAAAAUGUGGGUGGCACUACGUACUUUUACCCAACGGCAGCCAACCAUCAAUUAACGCCGAGCAGUACAGUUAACACGACUGAUAACUCCUUUGCCCACAUAGCAAGCUCACAAAUUAAUCUAAGUUACACACAUCCAGGACACGUUUACCCGGGACCUGCUUCGCACGUUAUCAAUAUGCAAUCGAAGGCACAAGUGUCGGCUGCCUUCUUCAUGCAGGACGAGCUGAGAAACGAUAUUUUAGCGCGAAACGAAAUCGUCAACAGUAUCGAAAACGACAGUCAAGAUAUACCUCUUGAAGUGGAAAACUAUCACUCGCUGUGUUUGCUCGAGUCAUUGCCGCUUCAUCCGAAGCUUCCACUACCGUCGUCCACGUACCGGGCAACGCAUGCCGUGACCGGCGUCAAGUACUGCCUACGGCGUCUUCACGGUUUUCGUCUACAGUCCACCAAGUGUAUGCAGGUGGUGGAUAAAUGGAAAAAGUUACAACACUCUAACAUUGUGCAGCUACGCGAAGUGUUUACUACGAAAACUUUUGGUGAUAAUUCUUUAGUAAUAGUGUACGACUAUCAUCCUGGCUCACAAACGCUGCUAUCAAAGUACUUUGCAUCCGUACCCGAAACAAACGGUUAUACCGAUCCGUUCGCCGGAGAAGCUCGUCCUUUUAGCCACAAAAGUUCUCUACAUCGUACGGCCGCCACGUCACUCCUGCCAGAAAAUGAAAUAUGGUCAAUUAUCAUACAGCUGAGUGCGGGCUUACGUGCGAUACAUCAGGCUGGAUUAGCUUGCCGAACGUUGGAUCCGACAAAAAUCAUUGUUACUGGCAAACGGAUACGUUACAGUUGCGUGGGCAUAUCGGAUAUUUUCACCUUCGAUCCUAACCAACAAAAUCAGCUGUCGGUAUUAGAUCAUCAGCAACAGGAGGAUCUUCUGGCACUAGGAAAGCUAAUACUAGCAUUAGCUUGCCGUUCCCUACAAUCGGUCCAACGGGAUCAAAUUCAAAGCAGCGUCGAGCUAGUAUCUCGUCAUUACUCGUCAGAUCUUAGAAAUAUUCUAAUAUGUCUUCUGAAUACAAACACCCGCCGCUCGGUGACGGAGAUCAUGCCCAUGAUCGGUGCCCGAUUUUAUGUGCAGCUCGAUGCCCUGCAAGCCCAAUGUGAUAUUCAGGAGGAUGAACUAGCGAAGGAGAUGGAAAACGGUCGGCUUUAUCGGCUGCUGGUGAAGCUCGGUUGUAUCAACGAACGGCCAGAACUCAACCUGGACGUAACGUGGUCCGAAACUGGAGAUCGUUACAUGUUGAAGCUGUUUCGCGACUAUCUCUUCCACACCGUCACCGAGGAUGGACGCCCGUGGCUGAAUCAGUCCCAUAUCGUACAGUGCCUCAACAAGCUGGACGCUGGCACGAUGGAAAAGGUUCAACUUAUGUCCCGUGACGAACAAUCAGUAUUAGUAGUGACCUAUGCUGAGCUGAAGCACUGUCUCGAUCAGGCAUUUUCUGAGCUGGUAGCAGCCAGCGAAGGUUCCGUCUAGUGGCCAACAAGCUUCCCCGCGGUGACACGGUG